AUGUUUUCAUAUUUAACAACAUUUUUAAAUUACGUACUCAAAAAUAAAGAUAAUUGUGCAUUGGAAGAUGAUGAAAAGGAAAAUUUUCUAGCAGAUGAAUUAUUAGAGCUUGAAUUGCAAGCUGAGAAAGAGCAAGAAGCUGUUUUACCCCAAAUUCUUGAAAGAGAACCACUAAUUAAUACAGCUUGCUUUCAAAGAACAGGUCUAAUAACUGACUGUGGAGAAAAUUUUGUUAUGAUUGAUGGCUUAAUUUAUUUUGAUCUUAACGGAUGUACCUUAAAAUUUAAUGUUAAUGACAGAAUUGUAUACUUGGGUUACAAAGACGCUAAUAAUGCCACUAUAGUUGUAAGAAUAUUGGAGAAUGAAGGCUCUUAUUGGGGUGAUGAUGAGGUUGAUGCUGAAGAAAAGAAUUUUGACAUUAUUGAGCACAUUUUAAUUGGACAAGUUGAAAACAGACAAGAUAGAUUUGUCUAUAUGACUGAGAGUGAUUUAAAAUUCAACCUGGAUGAUGUUGAAGGAUCUUUUGUUCCUAUUAAAGGUGAUUGGUUGGAAUUAAAAUGCUCAGUGCAACAAGACAGUAAAAAACUAUCUGAUAUUUCUCCUACACAGGUAUUAAAAGUGAUAAGUUUCAAUUAUAUAAGAAAGAAAAUAAAAUCAGCAAUUGUCACAGAAUGUUUUUCAAAUGGUGGUAUUUGUGACAGACAAAUUUAUUACAAUAACAGUGCUUUAACAAAUGGUCCUCAACCAGAGAUGGGCACAAGGGUUUUAGUUGAAGCAAUAGAAAGUACACAAGGUUCAUGUAGUUGGAGAGCAAUAAAAUUAUUAGUAAUUGAAAAUAAUUCACCAAAAAAAAUUGCUAGUGAGUUACCAAAUGAAGAGGAUAUAGGCCUUACUUUAGAAAAAGAAAAAGGUAUAGAUAUGACAUAUCCUUUGAAAUUUGAAGAUGUUAAUUUUCAUCAAUCUGCAAAAAUUAACCUAAACAUUACAAAUACAAGUAAUCACUCGUAUACUAUCAAUAAAUGGAUAAUUUUAAGUAAGAAAAGAGAUUCUCAGAUAAAUAUAAAACCAUUCAUCAAUCAACCAGUAUGCUUGGAAAGUGGAGAAACAUUUAAACUCACAAUAACAUGCAUUCCAAAGUUUUUAGGCAAUUCCAAAGAAUGCUUAGUAUUUUUGUUUAAAGGAUUCCAGAUUAAAAGAUUUAUUUAUAUAAAUAUAGUAGAUGGUAUGCAACAUAUGAGUGUUUCUAAAGAUAGUUACAAAUAUUGGAAAGAAUCGGAUAAAAUUGAAGCCAUGAAAAAAAUUAAAAAUAAAAGUGACCUUUUUGUUCCUGGAGUGAAACCGUGCAAAACACCUUCUUUUGUUGCUGUCAAAAUAGGCCAUUACCCAAUACCAGAAAAGAUAUGGGCAGUUGUUUUGGGUGAUUCAGAUAAAAUGGUAUAUACUAAUGAUUUUGCUAAGAUAUUGUAUAAAAUUGAAACUCACUUGCCAUUUUUGACACAGGAGUUAUGCAUUACUAAUUAUACUGAUAAAUGGCAUACUCUAUUAUAUAUGGAAGAAAUUCAAGCAAAUUUAAAUAUGAGAGUCUAUGAUAGAGACAAAGUUUACUUGAUUCGAUGUGAUGAAUAUUUGGCUGUUGAAAUAAAUGGACUCUCUGAGAAAAGACCAUCAUUAAUCAAAGGUGACAAAGUUAUUGUAAAAGAUAUUUGGAAUGAAAAUGCUUCUCAAUAUGAAGGUUUUAUACACGCAAUUAAAGGUGAAUUAGUUUUGGUGAAAUUUAAUGCACAGUUCCAAGAGACAUAUAGUGGUUCUGAUGUGUCUAUAGAGUUCCAUUUCAGUAGAACAAUUUACAGAAGAUCACACUAUGCUAUUAAUCAAGCAAUAUCUAAUUUGGGGCCGGACAUAUUAUUCCCAUCUCGUGUUAAAGUUAAACCACCCCAAAUUUCUUAUGAAAAUGUUAAUAACAUCACAUGGUUCAAUAAGAAUUUGAAUAAUUGUCAGAAAAAUGCAGUAACUAACAUAAUUAAGGGAGAAUGUCGACCAUUGCCAUAUGUCAUAUUUGGUCCACCAGGUACUGGAAAAACAGUUACAGUUAUCGAGACUGUUUUGCAAAUAUUGACACUGUUUCCGGAGAGUAGAGUUUUGGUGGCCACACCAUCUAACAGUGCAUCCAAUUUGGUAACAGAGAGAUUAAUAAAGUAUAAAGGAUCUUUCUCAGGUUCAAUUGUAAGACUAAUUGCAAAUUAUUUAAUUGAUUCCGACAACAUUCCAGAAAUCGUGCGCCCCUAUUGCGCUACCCUCGAUAUAGCCACGGAAAACAGUACGAAAACAAUGUAUACAGUGAAAAAUAAAGUGCAUCUAAAUUGCCAAAAGUCUCAUAUAGGAAGACAUCGGGUUACUAUUGGUACUUGUUUCUGUCUUGGUGCUCUAAAACAUUUAGACUUACCGCAAGGUCAUUUUACGCACAUUAUUAUUGAUGAGGCAGGGCAAGCGACAGAACCAGAAGUUAUGUUGCCGAUGACUUUUGUUGAUAAAAAUCAUGGUCAAAUAAUACUUGCGGGCGAUCCAAUGCAACUAGGGCCCGUUGUUAUGUCGUCAUAUUGCAGCGAAUAUGGUAUGAGUGAAUCUUAUUUAUGCAGGCUUUUAGAAAGGAGUCCAUAUUUAAAAGAUUAUGAUGCAUUCGAAAAUGGUUUUGAUAACCGACUUGUAACUAAGUUAAAUGAUAACUACAGAUCGCUAGAAGAAGUGAUAACGUUGUCGAAUCAAAUGUUUUAUGAUGGAACUCUCGUUGCUAAAAUCAACAAAAGUUUGCCUUGGACAUCCAGAUUUAUAGAUCCCAUUUGUGAAAUAUUUGACUGCCAAACUAAUACAGGUGGAGUGUUUGUAUAUGGUAUUAAAGGUUACAAUCUAAGAUCGGAAGAAAGUCCAUCUUGGUAUAAUCCACAAGAGGCAUCAAUGUUAGCUCUGACUGUAUGUAAACUUUACAAAAAAAAUAUAACAGCCAAUGAAAUUGGUAUCAUAACUCCAUAUAUUGCUCAGACAAAGUACUUUCGAGUUCUGUUUGAAUCCAUGGCGCUGGAUCUUCCUAAAAUAGGGACUGUCGAAGAAUUCCAAGGACAAGAAAGACCUAUAAUUUUAAUAUCAACAGUGAGAUCUAAUGAAACAUUGUUACAAGAGGACAUACGACAUUCAUUAGGUUUCGUAAAAAGCCCAAAAAGAUUGAAUGUUGCAUUAACAAGAGCACAAGUUGCUGUUAUACUUUUUUGCAAUCCUCAUGUUCUAUCAACAGAUCCUUUGUGGAGCAAAGUCAUAAAAUAUGCGAUUUCGUCUGAAAAAUAUAUGGGCUGUGAUUUGCCACAUGAUUAUAUU
Molecule: messenger RNA, 3366 nt
Organism: Brenthis ino (lesser marbled fritillary)
Lineage: Eukaryota; Metazoa; Arthropoda; Insecta; Lepidoptera; Nymphalidae
Source: the annotation of a GenBank genome assembly